UAUAAAAACUCUCCAGCAACAGCUUUUCUUUCACCCCCAAACAUUUUCUCUUUCUUCACUAUCGGAUGGUGAAAUCCAUGGAUAAAAUACAACACAAGCAUGUUGAUGUUGGGGAAUUGAAAUUACAUGUUGCAGAAAUUGGAUCAGGUCCAGCUGUGCUGUUACUUCAUGGCUUUCCUGAAAUUUGGUACUCAUGGCGUCAUCAGAUGACUGCUUUGGCAGAUGCAGGAUUUCAUGCAAUUGCACCUGAUUUCAGGGGUUAUGGACUCUCUGAUCAGCCUUCCCAAAUAGAGAAAGGCAGCUCUGUAGAUCUUGUGGAGGACAUGGCAGGCCUUCUUGAUGCCUUUGGCAUUCAGAAAGUAUUUGUUGUGGCCAAGGAUUUUGGAGUAUUGAUUGCAUAUUAUCUGCAUCUCCUGCACCCUGAGAGAGUGAGAGGCAUUAUAACAUUGGGUUUACCUUAUUUGGUACCUGGCCAAGGCAGUUUCUCGUUGGAUUCGUUUCCACAAGGAUUUUAUGUUAGACAUUGGGCGGAGCCCGGAAGAGCCUUGGCAGACUUUGGGCGUUUUGAUGUAGAAACAGUGGUAAGGAAUAUAUAUACCCUCUUCUCUAGAAGUGAAGUGCCAAUGGCAGAAGAGGGUAAAGAGAUCAUGGACCUCUAUGAUCCUGCAACUCCACUGCCAUCUUGGUUUACCGAGAAUGACCUGAAAACGUACUCAAGCCUGUAUGAGAAGUCGGGAUUUGCUUUCGCUAUGCAAGUUCCCUACAUGUCUUCCACGAGCAGCUGGGGUAAAUUGGCAGAGUUAACUGAUUAUACUAUUAAAGUUCCAGCACUUCUAAUAAUGGGUACCAAAGAUUAUGCACUCAAAUUUCCAGGGAUGGAGUAUUAUAUAAACAGUGAUAUCUUGAAAUCUCAAGUGCCCAAUCUGGAGAUCAAGUUUUUCCCAGAAGGGAGCCAUUUUGUUCAGGAGCAAUUCCCUGAGAAGGUUAGUAACCUUGUUCUUGGCUUCCUCAACCAGCAGCAGCUGUAAUGCCAAAGCACUUCAAGAUUAGGCAGAGUAUUUUAUUGUCUUGUGAAAGGGGUUUACAUUAAAGCAACAUAAUCUUUGAUUUUGAGCUGGGCAUUUUUCUGUUCCAUGGAAUGGAACAAUAGUCAAUUGCAUUUGCAAAUUUCAGAGUUAAAUAUCUAAAAUAGGAGGAUUGUCACAAGUUCAAAUUUCAAGGUGAUAAGGUAUGUAUGUUUCAUUUGUAUCACAAUCAGAUAUCAUAGUGAAUUUUUUAUCUUUGGCAAGAAUAGGGGUAGUCUUAUAUUGCUAUAAGAUUAAAAAACCUCUCUUUCUUUCUUUCUAUUAUUCUUCACGGUAUCUUAUCCUUUCUCAUUUAAUUAUUUAUUGUAUACUUAUUAAUUUAUAAUUGAUGUAUACUUAUUAUUUA
This is a messenger RNA of Cryptomeria japonica (Japanese cedar), 1431 nucleotides long. RefSeq lists its product as uncharacterized. Gene Ontology annotation, molecular function: hydrolase activity. NCBI's taxonomy places the organism in Eukaryota, Viridiplantae, Streptophyta, Pinopsida, Cupressales, Cupressaceae. The transcript has 5 exons. The coding region runs from base 66 to 1028 and encodes 320 amino acids. The record is from RefSeq and is a predicted model, not a curated record.